AUGAAGCUCUCACUUCUUGCACUGGCCAGUGCUGCUUCCGCGGCUGUCAUCACCACGCGCGAUGUUGUUUUCGAAGCCCGCAACUUCACCGCCAGCUGCGUCCCUCACAGCGUCAUGUGCUUCUACUCCCUAAAUGCCUUCAUGCCCGGAACCAUGGACACCCUAGGCUAUAACUGCACCGCCUCCGGUGUGGGUGGCCUGGGAAUCCUCCCCGAGAUCAAAGGCGGCACCUGCCCUCCCUCAUCGCGUACUUUCGACGUCCUCCGAAACGCGACCGGUAUGACCGUCAUCGUCAGUGUUCAAGUCUCUCGUCUUAGCUACACCAGGGGCGCGCAUUUUAUCCCCAGUGAGCAGAUCCAGAUCAUCAAGGGCGUUACUCCGACUGGGGAUUACACGGCCUAUGUUGGACCCAAGGACUUUCCGCUGGAGCGGAUAUGGUAG
This is a messenger RNA of Podospora anserina S mat+, 441 nucleotides long. RefSeq lists its product as uncharacterized. Lineage: Eukaryota; Fungi; Ascomycota; Sordariomycetes; Sordariales; Podosporaceae. The transcript is spliced from 2 exons. The record is from RefSeq and is a predicted model, not a curated record. Bases 1 to 441 code for a protein of 146 amino acids.